UUUAUCAGUAAAUAUGUUUUCUACGAUUUCUAAGGCACAUUUUUUCACCAAGAAUGGUGCCAAAUAUUUGGGAAAAUUUUGGCAGCAUUGGGUUUAAGAGACAGUUUACUGAAAACACCUGAUAAGGUAAAAAGCCAUGAAAUGGACCAAGUAAGAUAAAGGGAUUAAAAGAGAAAGAGGCGGAGGCAAGUCGUGAAUGCACAGCCAAGUAGAGAGGCAAAGAUGUGGGAAAGAUAGGGAAACAACCAGGAGACAAGAGAGGAAAAGAGCACAGGAAAUGUUGAGAUUUCCUCUGGAUGUGAGGUGUGUGUGUGUGUGUGUGUGUGUGUUCCUGACAUGCUCGGUUGUUGCCCUCUUUCACUAUGAAUGUGUUGGAGAGAGUCAGAAGAGAAAGGAGCCGGUUUUGUGAAGAGAGAGCUUUCAUUUUGUAGUUUCAGAUACAGACAGAUGCUGAAACAAUCUGUGGAUAAUUGUUUUUUACCUUUUUGUUUUUGGGAUGCUGGGGCUUGCCUUCUGCCAAACAAGGAAAAUCCUUUAACAAAGCCUCAGAAUUUGCUUUGUGAAAGAGUUGGUUUCAGUUUUUUCAAGCAGUGGACAUAGUGAUCCUAUUGUUACUCACUGAGAAUACCACUAGAAACCUUUCUUUCACAUUUAUUUAAAUUUUUUUGCGACUUGUCUUUGGUUUGUUCAUUCUAGUGGUUGGUUACACUAGUUAUCAUUAUCAAAGCUCCUCUUGUCAUGUAACCAACCGUUCCUUCAGACGUGGUGAACCGAAUCACCUGCCAAUCACUCGGACCUGAUUCCUCCCUCUCUGAGCAAGUUCUCUUAGCCUGGCAGGUUUCGGGACUCUGCUUAGGUUUCAGCCAUGUUACGUUGUGUUCUUCAGCGAGCCAACAACCUGAGACACUCUGACCCCCUGGCAAGUGUCACCUUCAGAGGGUCUAAGAAGAAGACAAAAGUCAUCAAGAACAACCCGAACCCUGUUUGGAAUGAGGGUUUUGAAUGGGAUCUUAAGGGGAUUCCUCUGGACUCCGGAGCAGAGCUGCACUGUGUUGUCAAAGACCAUGAGAAGAUGGGGAGGAACAGGUUCCUGGGGGAAAGCCGCCUGGCUCUCAGAGACGUGCUCAACUCUCCCAACCUGGCUGCCUCCUUCACUGUGUCCCUGCUGGACACCAAGAGAAACAACACAGGGGCUACGCUGACCCUGCAGGUUUCCUACAUCCCUCCUCCAGGAGCAGCUCCGAUCUUCCAGCCUCCCCCGCAGCCUGAGGCCCUGCCCCAUAACAACCCCACCGUGGAACUGGACACUGUCACAAUGAUUUCUCUGGACACUUUGGGAGAGGAGGAUACAGAGAGUAUGAUGAUGCUGGAGCAAACAGAAGACCAGGGCCCCGACGACGGACGCUCCAUGGUGAUCGUCGGCACCCAGGGGACGCAGGGCCAGGAGUCCCCCACCGCCCAGACACCUAAACGCACGCCACCGUCCCACAACACCCAAGGAGGGCUGAGGAGGAGGAGGAGAGGAGCCAGCAGUCAGCCUAAACCUCUGCCCAACAAACCACAGGACAUACAGGUUCGUGUGCGAGUCAUUGAGGGGCGACAGUUGCCCGGCGUCAACAUCAAGCCCGUUGUCAAGAUAACGGUAGCUGGGCAGACCAAGAGGACUCGCAUCAGAAAAGGAAACAACCCUGUCUUUGAUGAGACAUUUUUCAUGAACUUCUUUGAGACUCCGUCAGACUUGUUUGACGAACCAAUCUUCAUUACUGUGUGUGACUCUCGCUCACUCAGAACUGAUGCUGUGAUCGGUGAAUUCAAGUUAGAUGUUGGCACUGUCUACAAUGAGCACAGACACUGCUUCUUGAGGAAAUGGCUGCUGCUGUCUGACCCUGACGACCUCUCUGCUGGAGUUAAAGGUUACCUGAAGGUCAGCUUGUUCGUCUUGGCCGCUGGAGAUGAGCCCCCGGCUGAUAGGCGUGAGUGUGUGGAGGAGAAAGAGGAUAUAGAAGGAAAUCUGCUGAGGCCGGCUGGUCUGUCUCUGAGAGGAGCCACCUUCACCUUGAGGAUUUUCAGAGCUGAAGACCUGCCACAGAUGGAUGAUGCCUUCAUGGAUGGGAUGAGGCAGAUUCUUGGGUUUGACAGUAACAGGAAGAACUUGGUGGAUCCUCUGGUGGAGAUCCACUUUGCUGGCAAAACAGUCUGCACUAAGAUUCUGGAGAAGAACGCCAAUCCACAAUGGCACCAAAGUCUGUCCUUGCCAAUUAGGUUUCCCUCCAUGUGUGAGAAGAUGAGGAUCAGAAUCCUGGACUGGGACAGAGCCAGUCACAAUGAUGUCAUCGGCACUGCCCACCUCUGUAUGUCUAAGAUCUCCGCCCCAGGAGGAGAGAUAGAUGAUGACUUGUCUCCACGGACCGUCCACCCUGGCAUGGACGACAGUCUUGGUUUCUUGCCGACGUUCGGCCCGUGUUUCGUCAACCUGUACGGCAGCCCAAGAGAGUUCACCGCCUUCAAUGACCCUCAUGAAACUCUAAACCUCGGAAAAGGGGAGGGCGUGGCGUACCGAGGUCGAGUUUUACUUGAACUAACCACAAAACUGGUGGACAAACCGGAGCAAAAAAUCGAAGACAUACCAUCAGAUGAUUUGCUGGUGGUUGAGAAGUUUCUCAGGAAGAGGAAGUUCUCUCUCUUCGUCGCGUUUUACUCGGCCACGCUCCUCCAGGACGUCGACGACGCCAUCCAGUUCGAAGUCAGCAUCGGCAACUACGGCAACAAGUUCGACUACACCUGCCUCCCUCUGGCGUCCACCACACAGUUCAGCAGGGCUGUGUUCGAUGGUUGCCAGUACUACUACCUCCCUUGGGGAAACGUUAAGCCAGUAGUGGUUCUGUCCUCUGAAUGGGAAGAUAUCAAACCGAGGAUCGAGGCUCUCAACAUGCUGCUGGUCAUCAUCGACAGACUGGAGGAGAACCUGCGGCGUGUGCAGCUGGAAGUGAAGGCGGGCAGUGAUCUGGAGGAGGUGGAGCUCCGAGUGGUCGAGCUGUUGGAUCAGGUCAUCACAGACUGCAGUGAGAAGCUGCCCUCUCUCGACCACUGGCAGUGCGCGACCCCUCUGGACCGCUCGUUGAGGCACAUUCGUACUCUGCACCUGGAACAGAUUGUGAAGGCGGCGCAGGCUCUCAAACACGGGCCGGCUACUGAGCUCUCCACUGUGAUGGAGCAGGCUGAGGACUGGGCCAGCAGGCUGAGAACCAUAGCCGAGGAGCCCCAGAACAGUCUUCCAGACAUAGUGAUCUGGAUGCUGCAGGGUGACCGCAGGGUGGCGUACCACCGGAUCCCAGCGCACACGGUGCUCUUCUCCCAGGAGCAUUGUGGGAAACACUGCGGACAACUGCAGACUGUCUUCCUCAAGUACCCACAGGGCAGCGGCGGAGAAGCCAAACUUCCUGGUCAGCUGAGGGUCAAAGUCUGGUUUGGAUUGGCCGCUGAUGUGAAACACUUCAACCAAUACGCUGAAGGAAAACUGUCCGUCUUUGCUGAAACGUAUGAGAACCAGACCCGGCUCGCCCUGGUGGGCAGCUGGGGGACUACUGGUCUGACGUACCCCAAGUUCAGCGACGUCACCGGAAGAGUGAAACUACCCAAAGAGAGUUUCAAACCCUCGCCUGGCUGGACCUGGGCCGGAGACUGGUUCAUCAGCCCGGAGAAGACACUGCUGUUCGACGUGGACGCCGGUCACAUGAUCUUCACAGAGGAAGUGUUUGAAAACCAGAUGAGGUUACCGGGCGGACAGUGGAUCGGCAUGCCGGAGGGUUACACUGAUGUGAACGGGGAGAAAGCCGUGCCGAAGGACGAGGUGGAGUGUCCUCCCGGCUGGGUGUGGGACGAGGUGGAGUGGAGCGAAGACCUCAACAGAGCUGUGGAUGAUCAAGGCUGGGAGUACGGCAUCACCAUCCCUCCAGACCGCCGUCCCAAGUCCUGGGUACCGGCCGAGAAGAUGUAUCACACCAACCGACGGAGGCGUUGGAUACGGUUGAGACGACGAGACCAGCAGAAGAUGGAAGCGCUCCGAAAGCAACGUCCGGACGAGGCGGAGAGGGAAGGCUGGGAGUACGCCUCGCUGUUCGGCUGGAGGUUCCACCUGAAGCCGAGGAAGACGGACAGCUUCAGGAGGCGCAGGUGGAGGUGCCGCAUGGAGCCGCUGGAGAAGACGGGACCGGCCGCCAUCUUUGCUCUGGAGUGCUCUCUGAGCAGCAUAGAGGACAAGAACGACGACAAGUCAGUCACAACCACGUUCGGAGUCAACCGACCGACCAUAUCCUGUUUCUUUGACCGUGGAACCCGCUACCACUUGCGCUGCUACCUGUACCAAGCCAGAGACCUGCUGGCUAUGGACAAAGACAGCUUCUCAGACCCCUACGCCAUUGUGUCCUUCCUCCAUCAGUCCCUGAAGACGGUGACGGUGCGCAACACCCUCAAUCCCACCUGGGACCAGACGCUCAUCUUCUAUGAGGUGGAGAUUUUUGGCGACCCGGAGGUCGUGAUGGCCAAUCCGCCAAACAUUGUGGUGGAACUUUACGACCAGGAUACCUACGGAGCGGAUGAGUUCAUGGGCCGCUGUGUGUGCCAGCCCUCCUUCUCUCCUUCCCCUCACUUGGCCUGGUUCCCGAUUCAUCUAGGGGAGAAAAACGCCGGCGAACUGUUGGCCGCCUUCGAGCUCAUACGCAGAGAAAAGCCAGCAGUUCACCAUAUUCCAGGUCAAGAGGGAGACAUCUUGACUUCCUCCCAUGUUCUAGAUGAGUUAAUUCUUCCAGGAUUCCUCUCUGAAAGCCUGCAGCAAUGGCCGGAGGAGUCGGACCUUCCGUACCCGCCACCUCAGAGAGAGCCCAACGUCUUCGUGGUUCCUCAGGGCAUCAAACCUGUUCUUCAGAGAACCGCCAUUGAGAUCUUAGCGUGGGGCGUUCGUAACCUGAAGAGUUUCCAGCUGGCCAGCGUUUCCACCCCGAGCCUGCAGGUGGAGUGCGGCGGCGUCACGAUCCUGAGCUGCGUCAUCCGCAGCAUGAAGAAGAAGCCAAACUUUGACGACAACAUUCUCAUGCUUGAUGUGAGACUUCCCUGUGAGGAGCUCUACAUGCCGCCCAUCGUAAUCAAAGUCAUCGACAACCGUCAGUUUGGCAGGAAGCCGGUGGUCGGUCAGUGCACCAUCCGGUCGCUGGAGGAUUUCCGGUGCCACCCAGAGGAGGAGCGAGUGGAGGAGGUGGAGGAAGGGAGAGGUGAAAUGCCCCACUUCGUUAGCGGGGACGUUCUGAUUGACAUCGAUGAUCGGGAGCUGCUCAUACCUGAACAGCUUGCAGACGGAGCCGGUUCAGCUAUCAUUAACCUUUCCACCUCUAGUUCCAGCCUUCAUAUGUUACAGUGGGCAGAAGAGUUCAUGGACUGGUGGAGUAAGUUUUACGCCUCGAUUGGAGAGAAAAACAAGUGCGGGACGUACCUGGAGAGAGGCUUCGACACGCUGAAGGUGUACGACCGGGAGUUAGAGAAGGUCGAGAGCUUUGAAGGUCUCUCCGAUUUCUGUCAAACAUUCAAACUGUACAGAGGAAAGACUCAGGAUGAAGGAGAAGAUCCGUCAGUGGUGGGAGAGUUCAAGGGUAUGUUUAAGAUCUACCCCCUGCCAGACGACCCCUCCGUCCCCAUUCCCCCUAGACAGUUCAGAAAGCUUCCUCCCAACGGCAUCGAGGAAUGUUUGGUCCGAGUCUACAUCAUCCAGGCGGAAGGACUGCAGCCCAAAGACACCAACGGGAAGUGUGAUCCCUAUGUGAAGAUCACGUUGGGGAAAAAGACAAUCAAUGACCAUGAAAACUACAUCCCCUGUACUCUGGAGCCCGUCUUUGGAAAGUUGUUCGAGUUAACCUGCUCACUCCCGGUGGAGAAGGACCUUCGGGUGAUACUGUAUGACCACGACAUGCUGAGCAAAGACGAGAAGAUCGGAGAGACAGUGAUCGACCUGGAGAAUCGCUUCCUGUCCAAAUAUGGAGCCAUGUGUGGCCUGCCGCAGUCCUACUGUGUAUCGGGGGUAAACCAGUGGCGAGACCAGCUGACACCCAGGCAGCUACUGGCCAGAGUGUGUGAGCGACAAAACCUGCAAAAGCCUGUCUACAGAAACGAGGUCGUCUACUUCAGAGGAGACGAUUACUCCGCUGCAGACCUUGAGGACAAACAGGUGCCUAAACAUCAUCUCGGCCCUAUUGAGGAGCGCCUGUCCCUUCACAUCUUGAGGAAACUGGAAUUGGUACCUGAACAUGUGGAGAUGAGACCGCUGUACAACCCGCUGCAACCCGACAUAGAGCAGGGUCGUCUGAUGAUGUGGGUGGACCUGUUCCCCAAGUCUCUUGGACCGCCGGGACCCCCAUUCAACGUCACACCACGCAAGGCUAAGAAGUUCUUCCUGCGUUGCAUCAUCUGGAACACCAGUGAUGUCAUCCUGGAUGAUGUCAGCAUCAGCGGGGAGAAGAUGAGCGACAUUUAUGUAAAAGGCUGGCUCGACGGACACGAAAACAACAAGCUGAAGACCGACGUCCACUACCGCUCUCUGGGCGGAGAGGGAAACUUCAACUACAGAUUCCUGUUUCCCUUCCACUACUUACCAGCAGAGCAACUGUGUGUCGUCGACAGGAAGGAACAUUUCUGGAGUAUGGAUAAAGCCGAGACCAAACUGGCUCCUAGACUGACCAUCCAGAUCUGGGACAAUGACAAGUUCUCCUUUGAUGACUACCUCGGUCACCUGGUGAUGGACCUGAACCACAUGCUGCGUCCGGCCAAGUCUCCAGAGAAGUGUAACCUGCAGCUGCUGGACCAGCCGGCGGACAGACUGGUGUCUCUGUUUGAACAGAAGACCGUCAAAGGAUGGUGGCCCUGCACCUGCAACCAGAACGGAGAGAAGAUCAUAGCUGGGAAGGUGGAGAUGUCUCUGGAGAUCGUGACGGAACAGGAGCAAGAGGAGCGACCGGCUGGCCUCGGCAGAGACGAACCCAACAUGAACCCUCACCUGGAGGAACCCCAGCGUCCAGAGACCUCCUUCCUGUGGUUCUCCUCCCCCUAUAAGACUCUCAAGUUCAUCCUGUGGAGGCGCUUCAAGUGGUUAAUCAUCCUCUUCAUCAUCCUCUUCUUCAUCCUCCUCUUCCUUGGCGUCUUCCUCUACUCCUUCCCGAACUACGCUGCCAUGAAGAUGGUGGGACCUUUUGGACCAGCCAAGGGAACACAGUGAUGACGGAGGGCGAGGAAAGACGAACACGAAUGAGCUGACACGAUGAAGAACGACGUCAUGUUUCUGAAAGUGAAAUGAGGCUGAACUGAACUGAUUUUCAUGUUAUUAUUCUGUCAUCUUCCUAAAGUUGAACGAUAACAGCAGCAGUGAACUUGAUCCGAUGAGUUUACACUCUUUUGUACAGAUUAACGACGACGCUCGAGCUUUGGCGAUUCCUCUAACAUUACGUGUGUGUGUGUGUGUGUGUCCGUUUGUGCCUUUCCUGUUAGAUCUGCGCUUCAUCGUCUAUCAACAGCAUGUGUUGUCUGCGUCCUCGUCACUCCUCCGUCACGUCUUUAAUCUCUCUUUCUGUUUAGAAGGAGAAUAAAAACCAGUCGCAGAACGCCGCCAUGUUUAAAAAGUAGAAACAUGAUCUUACCGCCCGCUGUGAGUUGAAGUCAGGUCAGACGGCGGCGACUCAGCGGCUUCAAACAGUCAAACUUUAUCAUCCUAAAAAUUCAAACUGGGAAUUUUCACUCAUUAUUAAUUGUUUUUAAUCAUCUUUGUAUGUCAUUGCUACGUGUGCUGCCUUCAAGUACAAUCAGAAAAAGAAAUGUCAGUAUCAAAAAAGUUAAAAUUGCAGAACAUAUGAUGCCUUCAGGUGCUGUGGGGAAAAUUAUUGUCUGUUUAUUUCUUAGCAGUUAAGAACAGUGUUAAAAAAAGUUGUUUGAACAAUUCAGUUUUACAAAUCUUCACACCUCAGUUGUGAAUUUUAACCUCCAUCUUAUUUAUUUGUUUACUUCUCCUCCUUCUCUUCCUCCUCUUCUUUCCACUCUCCUUCCUCUUCCUCCUCAGCUUUGUCCCUCCUUUUCCUCCCCUUCAUCCUUUCGUAUUUCCUCUUGAUUCUCUUCCUACACUUCUUUUUUCCCCCCACAUAUCAUUCUGUUCUUCCUCCUCUUCUUCCCCUCUACUUUCCUCUCCUUCUGCAUCUCC
Thunnus maccoyii (southern bluefin tuna) is the source of this 8230-nucleotide messenger RNA. It is a transcript of the gene dysf, whose product is annotated as dysferlin, limb girdle muscular dystrophy 2B (autosomal recessive). The record is from RefSeq and is a predicted model, not a curated record. Gene Ontology annotation, molecular function: calcium ion binding; calcium-dependent phospholipid binding. The coding region runs from base 866 to 7258 and encodes 2130 amino acids. The transcript has 58 exons. Gene Ontology annotation, biological process: plasma membrane repair; vesicle fusion; macrophage activation involved in immune response. NCBI's taxonomy places the organism in Eukaryota, Metazoa, Chordata, Actinopteri, Scombriformes, Scombridae. Gene Ontology annotation, cellular component: membrane; cytoplasmic vesicle; T-tubule.